Molecule: messenger RNA, 1740 nt
Organism: Homarus americanus (American lobster)
Lineage: Eukaryota; Metazoa; Arthropoda; Malacostraca; Decapoda; Nephropidae
Product: protein suppressor of sable-like
Biological process (GO): negative regulation of DNA-templated transcription
Cellular component (GO): nucleus
Molecular function (GO): metal ion binding; RNA binding
Source: RefSeq, a predicted model, not a curated record
AAGCAACACAGAAGAAUUGGGCAGAGACCCAAGAGUGCAGUCUCCUCGAGGAAGAGGUCCCAGAGACAUAUCUAGAGAGCUGUCCCGAGACAUGUCAAGAAACCCUAGGGAAAUGUCUCGGGAUCUUAGGGAUUUGACUCUGGACCGUGAUCCACCCAGAGAGACUGAUGAUAUGCACAGAAAUUCACGUGACAUAUUCCGGGGGCGAGACAUUAUACAGAGCCCAAGAUCAAGUACAGAAUAUCCUUCUAGUCCAUGGGUAAGGGAUCAGUUGCCGGUGUCUGAGAUGCGAGAUCCUUGGGACCGUCAGGGAGAAGUGGAUGCAUCCAAAGACUCACGAGAUAUGCACAGCAGUUUUUCAGAUGCAAGAGAAAGUUCAGAUUUGGAUCAUGAUCAACGACAGAGAAAGGGGGAUGUUGAUUUGCGAGUGCUACCAGGGGUUGAAAAUAAUAGAACUGAAGGUUCAAAUGUUAAAGGUUUGCGGUAUGACACAGACAUGAGGAUAUCAAGUGAACCAUCAAUAUAUGAUGUAGAUUUGAGACAGCUGAAUUUACCAAAUACCUACAAAAGCAAUGAAGACGAAUUAAAUUCCUUGCCAUUUAAAGUACCAGUGCAUACUCCAGCAAAAGAAAUUGUUGCUUCAAUAUCCUUUCAUUCACCUAUGUAUUAUCAGCUUGUAAAGGUUAUCAUUCCAAAACCAAAUUAUGCCAACCUUAAAAUUAAUAAGGAUGAUCCAAGGAUUAUGGAAGACCCUAGGCUUCGAAGAAUGCUACGCAGAAAUUCAACUGAGGAGGUUGCUAAUCGGAGCCCACGAGCACCUUCAAGGUAUGAUGUGGAAAGUCCAAUGAGCCCCCCAGGAUUUGGUGCUUCUAAAGGGGACUUAAGAUUUUCUGACUCAGAUUCUAGAGAUUCUAGAGAUUCCAGAGAUCCAAGAAUGUCAUCUUCAAGAGAUCCAAGAAGUGAAAGUCGGACAGAUUCUCGAGGUGAAACUCGCAUUGAACCCAGAGUUGAUCCUCGAAUGAAUACUAGAGCUGAUCCUCGUGUUGGAAACAGAAGUGACCCAAGAACUGAUUCACGUGACCCCCGAGCGGAACAGUUAGGUGAUAUGAGAAAUCAAAAUCCCAGAAUGAGUGGGAUGUUUGGAGGUGGGAAUGGUGGGGGCAUGAUAGAGGGGGGAAUGCAGUUUAUGAACAUGGGACCUGGUCCUGGACCUGGACCUGGACCUGGACCUGGACCUGGACCCGGACCCGGACCCGGACCCUUGGGUAAUGUGCUACCGCGUGGUGUAGACCCCAGGGGUAGGCCAGGGUUGCUAGGCCCUGCGCCAAUGGCAUUUCCUUCAGCAGUACCACGUCCGAUGGGACCAAGGAUGCCACCAUUUAUGAUGGGUCCUAAUGGAGGGUUUUACCCUGAAGACACUGGAGAUAUGAUGCCUGGUGGAGGUUUUCCCCAGGGAGGUCCAGGAUGGGGGGGACGUAUGCCUUCAAGUGAUCCUCGGUUGCAAAGAGACAUGGGAGAUGGAAACAGAUCAUAUACUCCGCCUCCAGUGUCCUAGUGAUCAGUGGGCAGUGCUCAGUGCAGUUACCUUUAUAACUCUGUGAUUUUAGCAAAUAUGGGGUAUUACUGAUUCUAGAAUUAACAAAUUAAAUGCCAAUAAAUGUGGGUCCUCAUUUCUGAUUUUGCCUAAUAAAUAGGCUAUGAUCAAGUAUAUAACUUAUGCUUUCUCCCUUUUGUGUAUAU